Molecule: messenger RNA, 1782 nt
Organism: Sphenostylis stenocarpa
Lineage: Eukaryota; Viridiplantae; Streptophyta; Magnoliopsida; Fabales; Fabaceae
Source: the annotation of a GenBank genome assembly
AUGGGGAAGUCACCUGGAAAAUGGAUCAAAACUGUACUGUUCGGGAAAAAAUCAUCCAGAUCAAAUAUUUCAAAAGGAAGAGAGAAGCUUGUUAAUAAAAAGGAAGGAGUAAUAGUGACCUCCAAGGUGCCAGAAACUAACUUUGUAUUAGAACCAACCUCCAACACUACUGCCAAUCAUGAUGAAGUCCAAGAGCUGGAAAACAAAGAAGCAGAAAAUGUUUUACCUGGCACUCAAGAAAUAGACUUAGUAGGGUCUACUAAUGAAGAUGAUGCAGUAGAUCCAGACAAAAUGAGGCUGGAGGAAGCUGCAACUAAGGCACAAGCUGCUUUCAGGGGUUAUUUGGCUCGGAGAGCAUUUAGGGCCCUGAAAGGCAUAAUAAGGUUGCAAGCACUCAUUCGUGGGCACUUGGUUAGGAGACAAGCUGUUGUUACAUUAUGCUCUAUGUAUGGUAUUGUCAAGUUUCAAGCACUUGUUCGUGGAGGAACAGUUAGACAGUCUAAUGUUGGAUUUGAAAUCCUUGAGAAGUACAAUAAAGUUAACCCUCUGGAUAGCAAACUUGUCAAGCCAAUUGCUAUAUCAACGAAAAUCACAAAGCUGUCAGCAAAUGCUUUCAUUCGUAAGCUUCUUACUUCGUCAACUACUAUAAUGGCACUGCGUUUGCUCUAUGUUCCCGGUGAUCCAAAUUCAGUCCUAAAUUGGUUGGAGCGCUGGUCAGCAUCUCAAUUUUGGAAACCAGUUCCACAACCCAAGAAAAUUCGAGAUACUAAGGCUCAAAGAAAGCAUGGCAGUAUUACUGUUGGAGAUACUCAAACGAGCAAGUCAAAACGUACUAACAGGAAGCUUCCUACUUCGACUUUUGACUCUGUCCCAGUGCAAGCAAAUCCUGAAUUUGAAAAACCAAAACGAAACACAAGGAAAAUUCCAAGUCAACCUUCAGAUCCCGUGCAGGAAAAUCCACAAAGUGAGCUUGAAAAGGUUAAACGUAACUUGCGAAAGGUUCAUAAUCCCGUUGAGAAUUUUGUUCCUUCAGAAGUUGAAUCUGAGAUGCCAAAGGAGCAUUUAGAAAAGGCAACAGUUACCUCAUCCCUUGCUGUUUCAGAACAGGAGGUCACUAGUUCUAAUGAGAAUAUCAAGAAGGAAGCAGCAUUAACUAUUCCCAGUGUGCCAGAUAUAGAAACUACUCCAAGACUUUCAGUUAGUAAUGAAGUGUUUGACGCACCAAGCAGUAUUCAAGUGACUGUGGAAUCGAAGCCCUUGACUGUCGUGGAAUCAAAGCCCUUGACUGAAAUUACUACUAAAGAUAAAAACAUUUCUGAUGAAGUGGAAAAUGAGCCCAUAGAUUUGCCAGAGCCUAUUAUUAUUUGUAAAGAUGAAAAUUCUCACUUAACAAAUGGAGAUUUUAGUCACAUGGAAGAUCCAAUAGGCAGUGAAAAACAGAAACCAAACCGAAAAGCCUCAAUUGUAGCAAAGCAGGAACGGGCAGAGAAUGGACUACAGCAUAGUCCAACACUACCAAGUUACAUGGCAGCAACUGAAUCUGCAAAGGCAAAGUUGAGGGCACAAGGAUCCCCAAGAUUUGUACAAGAUGGAAAUGAAAGAAACAACCAGACCCGUCGACAUUCUUUACCAUCCUCAACCAACGGCAAAAUUAGUUCGCAUUCACCUAGGACACAUAGACCAGUUCAAUCAGGUGGCAAAGGGGGCAACAGAAGUGACAGAACUGUAUCAUCUUCUAGAGAUGGGAAUGGAAAGGUAAUUCAAGCAGAGUGGAGGAGGUAA